Molecule: messenger RNA, 375 nt
Organism: Linum tenue
Lineage: Eukaryota; Viridiplantae; Streptophyta; Magnoliopsida; Malpighiales; Linaceae
Source: the annotation of a GenBank genome assembly
AUGCCGAUAUCGGAUGCGGUGACGGCGAACCUGACGCCGAUCUACGUGGUGGCGAUUGCAGGGGUUAAGGCGUACGGGAUGGUGUGCGGCCGGAAUUUCGGCGCCGGGUUCGUCCUCAUCGCGUCGACCGCGGUGGUGGGGUUAAUCCUAGUUGCCACGCUGACGUGGGAUGUUUCGCGGAAGGCCACGUACGCGAUUUCCGGCGAGAGCCACGACAGAGGGGAGAUGUGCAAGGGUGGGAUUUGUUGGCACGGAGUGGCGGUCCGGUCGCCAGCUUCUCAGGUUCGGUUCAGGCUCCCUCGCCAUUAUCGUCACCACCAGCAUCAUCCGCCGGCAGCUGCUCCGCCGCCACCGCCGGCCUUCGGCGCGUGGUGA